Molecule: messenger RNA, 1654 nt
Organism: Polypterus senegalus (gray bichir)
Lineage: Eukaryota; Metazoa; Chordata; Cladistia; Polypteriformes; Polypteridae
Gene: abhd10b
Product: abhydrolase domain containing 10, depalmitoylase b
Exons: 5
Coding region: 68-946 (292 amino acids)
Biological process (GO): protein depalmitoylation
Cellular component (GO): mitochondrion
Molecular function (GO): hydrolase activity, hydrolyzing O-glycosyl compounds; palmitoyl-(protein) hydrolase activity
Source: RefSeq, a predicted model, not a curated record
UGAAGUCGCUCUCGCGAUGUUUACACUGAAACGUGCCUUUGCAUCGCGUUCAUGGUGAUAAUCGGCUAUGGCAGCAAGCAUUCUGAAGGGCUGGCGUUUUGGAGUUGUGAGGACUUUGAUGAGGGUGACAGCGACACCCAGAACUAAACAAGAUAUGAAUGAAUUCGGAGGAUCUAGACAGAAAUCGACAGUGCAAUAUUUAAGUCGACCAGACCUUCCUAAAAUAGCCUACCACAAUACAAAAGGAAAAAGCCCUGGUGUCAUUUUUCUUCCUGGGUUUGCAUCCAAUAUGAAUGGACAAAAGGCUUUAGCGCUUGAAGAGUUCUGCAAAUCUUUGGGGCAUUCAUUUUUAAGGUUUGAUUAUUCAGGAUGUGGUGCAUCUGAAGGUAAACUAGAGGAUGGCUCAAUAGGGAAGUGGAAAAAAGAAGUUUUAUCUGUCAUCGAUGAGCUCACUGAGGGACCACAGAUUUUAGUUGGUUCUAGUAUGGGUGGUUGGCUGAUGCUUCAUGCUGCACUGGCUCGUCCAGAGAAAGUUGCAGCUCUUGUUGGAGUUGCCACUGCUUCAGAUCAUUUUGUGACUACAUAUAAAUCAUUAUCUAUUGAGACCAAACAAGAAAUUGAACAGAAAGGAGAAUGGCGGUUCCUUUCCAAAUACAGUGAAGAAGGAUUUUACAAAAUAAGUCCUGAGUUCAUUAAAGAUGCUGAAAACCACUGUUUACUUCACAGCCCUAUACCCAUUACAUGCCCAGUGAAAUUGAUACAUGGCAUGAAGGAUGAAGAAGUUCCCUGGCAUGUCUCAGUACAUGUGGCCGAGAGGCUACUGAGUAAUGAUGUUGAUGUCGUAUUGCGAAAACAUGGGCAACAUCGGAUGUCUCAACCGGAUGAUAUUAAGGUGUUGAUCUUUGUAGUUGAUGAUCUUAUAGACAAGCUGACAACACUAGUGUAAAAUGCUCCUGAAUGACUUGUGUCCUUCCACAGCUGUUUAUCCUCAUUCCUACCUAAAGCACCCUGAUAGGCUGGUUAUUUAAGCUACGAAGGAAUAGAGGGGAAAACCAAAGGUUUACAGUGGGUCGAAAUAAUUGCCAUUUUCGUGUUCCUUUUUAGUGCCCUUAAGCCUUAUGAAUAAGAGAUGUUUUCAUUCUUAUUGUUGUAUAAAUGUAGUUGAUAUGUUAAUGCUGCAUUUACAUAACCAAGGGGAUGGAUACAUAUUAAGGCAGCGUGACUCUUUUGCUUAAUAUAGCAGACCAUCACAUUUUCACCUUUUAUCAGGUGUGAUGUUAGUUGCAUACUGUUUUUUACACAAAUUCAUUUUCUUCUUUAGGCUUCUUUUGCUUCAACUUUCAAAUUCAUGUGCCAGAGUGUGUUGUGUUUUUAUGUGUUUUUUGUUGUUGUUUUAUUUUUAUAAACAAAGUUCCAGCUAAUUUGCCACCUGUUUGUCAUUUUUAUAUAAAAAAUAUUGUACAUGUUCUUUAUGCAAGGAUCAUAAGCUCUGUUAAUUACCAUAAACAUUAAUGGGUUAAAAUAAGUUGAAAGUGGGCAAUUGAUUAAAAAAAACUGAUCACUUUAUACUGUAGGAGUUUGUUCAGUUUUUGUGCAUUUGCCUGGUUCUUUAUUCUUUGUUAUAUUUCUAAUUAAAGCUUUAUAAAGUUAAAAA